CGACGCAUGAACGUUAUCGAGGGAAAGCUCGGUUCGCGGGAUAAUGCGGGAAAUAAAAUAUACAUUUCUUGAGUCAAAGCCGCGGUUGGAAAGGGGAGGGUUUUAGUUUACCGGUAUUCGGGAGUUGUCUGGAUUGUAAAGUGCCUCAAUUUUCCGCCAUCGAUUUCGGCCGGAGUGAAGGAGGAAGAUAAAGGACCGUUGACGAGGACCACGCGCAAGGAAAAUUAUUUCUAUAUUUCGUACGGGGUGAAAUCGACGCAGGCGCCGGAAAACCCAAUAUGGCGGAGGACCCGGAGCUUGGAGAUGAGAUAAUUGUGCGAUUUGAUUUUUAAAAAACUGCUACCUCAGCGCUGUCGAACUAAAAAUGAAUUGAACGACUAUCGCUUCUAUUCGAAAAAUUGUUCCGCAUGAAGGGGGGGAAAAACUAACGUUGAAACAUGGACUGUGAAAAUUAUAUGGCCAUGUUCAUCCCUCUGUUCGCUACCUUCCUCGCGAUAUCUGACGCCCAAUUAUCGACGAAGGAAUUACAUCGGACUCAUGCGGCAUCCGAGAGAGCGAACGAUCUCUGGUGUUACCAAUGCGACACGAUGGAAGAUGGCGAAAAGUGUGGUGAUUUGCCUGGAAAUCACAGUUCUCUGAUGAGGAAAUGUAAAGAUGACAAACGCAUCUGCAUGGUAAAGAGAUUUUCCUACACAACGAGUACGGAAAAUUCAACGUCAGUUCCGAUGAUGUGGUCGUUGGAAAGGAAAUGCACAAACAAAUGCGAAGCUGGAUGCAUAAUUAUCGGAGAACGUACGAAGUUGUACGCGUGCACAGCUUGCUGCGAGAAGAACCUUUGCAACACCGGGAAGGGGAGGGCAACCGAUCUGACGCAAAAUAAUUUAGGAUUCUUUCUCGCACUUAUACUUCAAGCGGUAUUAACCGCCAUAAUGUAUCCAUCGUGACGACUUGAAUAAUAAAAAGCGAUUUACAUAUCUGA
Athalia rosae (coleseed sawfly) is the source of this 979-nucleotide messenger RNA. RefSeq lists its product as uncharacterized. Lineage: Eukaryota; Metazoa; Arthropoda; Insecta; Hymenoptera; Athaliidae. The coding region runs from base 438 to 944 and encodes 168 amino acids. The transcript is spliced from 3 exons. The record is from RefSeq and is a predicted model, not a curated record.